Molecule: messenger RNA, 1296 nt
Organism: Aedes albopictus (Asian tiger mosquito)
Lineage: Eukaryota; Metazoa; Arthropoda; Insecta; Diptera; Culicidae
Product: GDP-D-glucose phosphorylase 1
Exons: 3
Coding region: 206-1204 (332 amino acids)
Biological process (GO): glucose metabolic process
Cellular component (GO): cytoplasm
Molecular function (GO): GDP-D-glucose phosphorylase activity
Source: RefSeq, a predicted model, not a curated record
CGAUCAGCGGUUGGCUCCGCAGUCGGUGGUUUCUCCGCUACCGAAACAGUCGUGUGGCUGUCGCUCCGUCAUUUCUGUUGUGUUGUAAUCGACGACGCGUUUGAUUUUUGUUUGUCAACAAACAAGGUGCUCUCGUUCUGUGAUAGUUCAGCGUGAAAUUCAACUUAUCAGAGGCAGUAAAACUGCUAGUAAAAGCACAAAUACAAUGUCGAUCGAAUCGAUAAAACAAUUGGAUGAGCUGAUUGGUGUGCAACAACUAUUGGAAUCGCGGUGGGAAAAGCUCCACGACGAAAACCCUGACGGAGUUUGCCGCUAUCAGCUGGCAAUCGAGCGUGAGAGAGUUACUGAGGGGAGAUGUCGAUUUCUCUUGCAGUUGAAUCGCAAACGGACGACGGCACGAAGGAAACCGGAUGGAAUAUCGAGCGUGGUCCCGGUGUUUGAUCCGAGUCGAUUCAACUUUAAUAAAGUCGAUUCUCGGGAAGUACUGAUGGAGGUGCAAUCAGGCGAAUGUACGAUUGCUAUCAUGAUAAACAACAGUCCCUUGACGAAGAAUCACUUUCUGAUUGUUCCGGAUCGGAGCCGAAAUAUGCCACAAAUGAUAAGGAAAGACUCGCUGGAAGCGGUUUUCAAGCUGUUCAUGCUGAUGGAAGAUCACAGAUAUCGCAUGGGCUUCAACAGUCCAGGGGCAUUGGCGUCGGUCAACCACCUGCACUACCAUUUUAUGCUUAUGUGUCAUAAACUGUAUGUCGAAGACGCGCCCCUAACGGCUUUAAGCGAAGAUCUCCACCUCCUGGAAAAUCACCCCGCUCGAGCCUACUGUUUCCUCUACAACCCCACCAACGAGCCCCCGACCCCGUUCACGGAUCGAAUCUUCCACCUGGUGACAAUUCUCCUGUCGCAAAACAUUGCCCACAACCUGUUCGUCACGUGGAACGGCCCGGGAGACACGAUUCGGGCGUUGAUUUACACCCGUCUCCAGCCAUGUGAGAACAAACAGGUGUCCCCAUUUAAUGUGGCCUUUUCCGAGCUCAGCGGUUUCGUUCCCCUGGGCGACGAGGCGGAUUACGACCAGCUAGACGAGUGCCGACUGGAGCAGUUCUUUCGGGAGGCUCAAGGAACACGGGACCGGGACGGCUAUCGGAAGCUGGAUCAAAUUGUGCUCGAUGGAUUAGCCACCCCUCUACUGGAAGGGGGUGAAAGAUGAUGCGAUUACUCGCGUGCUUGAUGCUUAGGCAGACCGUGCGAUGAAUAAAGCCCAUUUUACGGUACAGAGGUAAUCUAGGGAAAGGAUUUGAA